Molecule: messenger RNA, 3087 nt
Organism: Tetrahymena thermophila SB210
Lineage: Eukaryota; Ciliophora; Oligohymenophorea; Hymenostomatida; Tetrahymenidae
Product: transmembrane protein, putative
Exons: 3
Source: RefSeq, a predicted model, not a curated record
AUGAAAAAAACAAUUAAAUUCAAUUAAUUAUAUUUCUAAUAGAAAUACCUGUCUAUAAAAAAGUUUCUGAUCAGCAACAGGAUUUUUAAUAAGAUCAAAAACUAGGAAAAUACAAAAAUUAUUAACUUUUUAACAAUCGCUGAUGAUAGAUAUGAAUAGUUAUUAACUAUUUAAAGAGAAAUAUCAGUUUUAACUUUUUAAUAAAAUAAAUAUCCAAAUAAUAAAAUCAAUUUUAUUUAUUUUGAUCUGGAAAUUUAAGAAAAACUCUUAUUUAUUAAGUACUUAAUUUAGGAUUUUUGUGAAGUUUUUCUUAUACUUUCUUUUAAAAAAUAUAGUUUGAGAAAUAUAAAAUUAUUAAUUAAUUAAUUAUUUAUGACAAUAAUAGUAAGAGCAAAUUAUAAAAAGUAGAUUAAAAUCAUGGUUGAUAAAAUAAAAAUUUUCAACAUAUUUUUAAUUUUAAUAAUAGCGCUAUUGCAAUAGCGUUAUGUUGAGUGUUAAAUAAAAGCUUUUAGUGAUAGAAUUCUAGCAUAAUAUUGCGAUUAGAUGCUGAUUGAGUAAUUGGAAUAAUAAAAUAUAUCUUAUCAGUGUUAAAAUACUGUAAUUUUUAUUCAAAACUUAGAUACAAUAGAAUUAGAGCUAUAAAUUAAAGAUCAUUAUGUUUACUCUCCAAUAUACAUAAAUAAUGCUAAUUAUGUUAAAAUUAAAUAGCUUAUUAUAUCUGAUUCGUCAUUUAAAUUUAUUGAUUAUUUUAUAUCAUUGAGAAAUAUAAAUCGCUUGGAAAUAGGCUUGUUCAAAGUAUCUAAUAUGUAAAAAUAAGAUUUUAUUAACUUGAUGGAAGGCUAUACAAUAAAAGACUGCUUGAUUGAUCAACUGUAAAUUUCUAGUUAAGAAGGAUUCGAUGAUUAUUAUUCAAUAAGAAUUAAAUCAGAUCUAUUAGCUAUAGGAGAAAUUUAUAUCUAAAAUAUCUUUAACAUUUUCUCUUAACUCAAUGGAUAAAAUUAAUUAAGUGUAAAUGAAAUUUUUAUAUCACAAAAUAUUAAUCCUGAAAAACUAGAAAACUUUUCAAACUUCUAAAUGUAGUAUUUAUCCAACUAAAGUAUAUUGAUAAAUAUUUUAAGUAUAGAGGUGAACAAUAUAUAAAACGUAUAAAAAUUAGGUGAAUAAAAAUUUGCCUACAUUGAAAUAUUAACAUAUGAUAAAAGCGAAAUAUCAGAAAUAAUUGUCAAGUAAAUAUCAUAUACUUCUUCUUAAACUAAAUUUUAAAAUUAUGGGAUUGUUUAAUUCAAAACUGAACAAAGGAAAACGUUAAUUAGCCUAAAUAGUAUUUAAUAUUAGCAGAUAGACAGUUAAUAUUACUUAUAGAUUUAAAUGGAUUAAUUUUUUGAGUGUCUUAUUCAUAAAAUCACCAUACAAAAUUUUGGAAAUUCUUUAAUGGAAAGCUAAUAUUAAAACUCUUUAUUUAAAUUAAAAUACAUUAACAAAAUGGGUAUAGAAUCUAUUAAUUUUAAACAAAAUUGCUUGGUUAAUGGCACUCUUAUAAAUGGUAGUGUUGACCAAUUCGAAAUAUUUUAACUGUAAGUAGAGUAAUUUGUUACUUUUUAAUAAACUUUAUUAGAAUUGUAAAACUCUCAACUUAUAAAAAUUAUAAAUUUAAAUAUUGAAAACUGCAAAAUAAAUGGAUACCUAUUUAAUUUGAAAAAUAUAUUUUAACUUUUUUGUAUUAAUGCGAGCUUAAAUAAAAUAUAAUUUAGUCAAAAAUCUCUUUUUUAUUUGCAAAAUGUCAAUUAUUUGUACAUAGAUAAAGUAUAACUUAAAAACUUUGAAACCUUUUAAUAGCAGAGUGCUAUUCUUUAAAUAUAAUCAUUAGAUGUAGAUCAUGAAAAUACAAUAUAGUUUGAAAGUAUUAUAGCUGAUUUAAAAACUAAUAAGAAUCUAUAAUUUUUAAAUUUUUAUGGAAUUCUUUCCUAAAUUUAAAUAUAAAGUUCUUAAAUAAUUAAUGGAUCCUCUAUAAAUUUUGGAGGAUGUUUGAAUUUUUAAUUUGAUGAAAAGCAGAAAUUUCAAAACAUCGUGCUGUAACUUUCCUCAACAGUACUUAAUUAAUGCUAAAGUAAGUAUCUAGGAGGAGCAGUUUCUGGAAUAUCAUUAUCAUAAUUAACUGUAGAAAGCAAAAUAAUAAACUCAAGUAGUAAUAUAUCAGGUGGAAUUUAUUAGCUCAAACCAGAUAAUUAAUAGAAUUAAGAUAUAUUCUUUAACAAUACUGGCUAUCUCACAUCUAAUAAUUAUAAUAAAUAAUCUAUUGAAGUAAAAAUAGAAAAUAUUUAUGAAAUUAAUCUUGAAAAUGAUGAUGCUAGGUUAUUAAUCACAAUUGAUGACUAUUUAUAUCCAGGAUUAAAAUAUCUAAUAAGAAUAGCUAUCAAAGUAGAUGGAGAAUGGUAUUAAUAAUACAGUGAAUAAAGUUUUUUUGGUAAUAUCUAUGAUCUUAUAGUUGAUCCUUCUGAUAAUUAUAUUGCUAAAACUCCACCAAAGUUAUAAAAAAUAAAUUAUCCAUUUAUUCUUUGGUAUGCUGAAAAUGUUGAAUUUGAUGCAAAGCAAACAAUUGAUUUUAAGUUGAACAAUAUAAAUCUAGUUAAAUAAUAUUCAUUAGAUACAAAAUAGUACAAAUUAUUUCAUGGAUGUAAAGACCAAGGAAUGGAAAAAGUCUACUUAGAAAAAAAUAAUAAAUAGUAAUUUGUUUGCAGAUAUUGUGAAAAUAUGAAAGCAGGUUAUCAAGGAACUUGUUAAAUUUGUUAAGCAGAUUUAUUUUCAGAGUGUUAUGGAAAUUAUUCAAAGCUGAGAGAGCCGUAUUGGAGAUCUUCAUUUACCAUCGACCCUGCAGAAAUAUUUUACUGCUCUAACAAUCCUUAAAACUGUAUUGGAGGAAGCGGUGCUGGAAAUGAAUUAUGCUACUAAGGCCAUGUUGGUCCAUAGUGCUUAGAUUGUGACAUAAGAGGGGCUUAUUGGGGAGAAAAAUAUUCAUCUGCAGGAUUCUUUUAGUGUUCCUUUAAGCUCAUCCUUCUUCUCUUUAACUUGCUUAAUUUCUAAAUAUGA